Molecule: messenger RNA, 942 nt
Organism: Hypomesus transpacificus
Lineage: Eukaryota; Metazoa; Chordata; Actinopteri; Osmeriformes; Osmeridae
Product: olfactory receptor 2K2-like
Exons: 1
Coding region: 7-942 (311 amino acids)
Biological process (GO): G protein-coupled receptor signaling pathway
Cellular component (GO): membrane
Molecular function (GO): olfactory receptor activity; G protein-coupled receptor activity
Source: RefSeq, a predicted model, not a curated record
UUCAUAAUGGACAAUGAAUCCCUCGUUUUUGUAUUCACUCUUUCUGGGUUGGAAGGGAUUAUGCACUAUAGAGGCACCCUCUUCUCAUUCACUUUACUGUGUUACUGUGUGAUUCUUUUGAUAAAUAUAGCUCUAAUUCUGACCAUCAUCUUAGAUGAAAACCUCCAUGAGCCCAUGUACAUAUUCCUGUGUAAUUUGUGCAUCAGUGGACUUUAUGGAACUGCAGGAUUCUACCCCAAAUUUCUGUUGGAUCUAUUGUCUUAUGCUCAUGUUAGUUCUUAUGCAGGAUGUCUGAUUCAAGCGUUUGUAUUAUAUUCAUAUGCGUGUUGUGAUUUUUCUAUUCUAUCAGUGAUGGCAUAUGACAGGUAUGUAGCAAUAUGUAGGCCACUGCAGUAUCACUCUGUCAUGACUAAGCAGCGUGUCACUCAGUUAGUCUCUUUCUCCUGGUUUGUUCCUUUGUUUCUUUUGUUUAUUGGUACAACAUUUACCUUCAGAUUAAGGUUAUGUGGUUCACACAUUCCUAAACUUUAUUGUGCUAACUUCUUGAUCACUCAACUGUCAUGCUCUGCUACCAAUUGGAUUACAUCAUCAACACCAAGUAAUGCCACUGCUCUUGUUACAAUAGCAAUUUAUUUUGUCCAUGCUGUUUUCAUAGUGUGUACCUAUGUGUAUCUGGUCAGAUCGUGUUUGAGGUCUUUAGAGGACAGGGGAAAGUUUAUGCAGACCUGUGUGCCACAUUUACUGUCAUUGAUUCAUGUCAUAGUUGCUUUGCUUUUUGAUGUAAUGCACAUGCGUUAUGGCUCAAGUGAUAUACCACAAAGUCUACAGAAUUUCUUGGCCAUGGAGUUUUUAAUAGUUCCUCCACUGCUUAACCCCUUAAUUUAUGGUCUUAAACUGACUAAAAUUAGAAAUAGAAUACUGAGUUUAUGUAUGCAAAAAUAA